This is a messenger RNA of Ruditapes philippinarum (Manila clam), 4025 nucleotides long. Its product is annotated as WD repeat-containing protein 47-like. Lineage: Eukaryota; Metazoa; Mollusca; Bivalvia; Venerida; Veneridae. The transcript is spliced from 10 exons. Gene Ontology annotation, molecular function: protein binding. The record is from RefSeq and is a predicted model, not a curated record. The coding region runs from base 183 to 3659 and encodes 1158 amino acids.
CUUUUUCAUUCAGAAUGAAUAGGAACCAGGCUUUUGUGUACAUAACGCCACCUAUGAUGAAUAAUAAUGGUGGACAAAAUAAAAAAUUACUGACUUUUUCCUGACAAAAGUGAAAUUACAUACAAGAAUAAGAAAAAUUUAAGCUGAUAUAUGAAGAGUUCAAUAAAGAAAAGAUAGUAAAUAUGCCGGCUGCAACUAUAACAAUGAAUGAAGGUGAUGUGGUGAAGCUUAUCUCGGAAUUCUUACAAAAUCGUGAUUUGAACAUUUCCAUGCUGUCUUUGGAAAGAGAGACCGGUGUUAUAAAUGGACAUUUUUCAGAUGACAUGUUGUUUCUUCGACAGUUAAUUCUUGAUGGACAGUGGGAUGAUGUUAUAGAAUUUAUUCUACCGUUAGAAACGAUCGAAGGUUUUGAUGGCAAAAAAGUUAAAUAUCUUGUCACAAAACACAAAUAUCUAGAGCUUCUUUGUAUUAAGUCAGAACCAAAUGUGUUACAAAACUAUGACUUUACUGUUGAUGAAGUAGUUAAAACCCUCAACAGCCUUGAAAACCUUUGUCCAACUAAGGAAGAUUAUAGUAAUUUGUGUUUACUUUUAACUUUACCAAAAUUGUCUGACCAUGCAGACUAUCAUGACUGGAAUCCCAGUAAUGCAAGGGUAGAGUGCUUCCGCAGUGCUUACCUUCUUUUGGAAAAAUUUAUGCCAGUUGACAAGACUGAAAAUAAACUGUCAAUGUCACAGAAUGACAGACUACUUCAGUUACUUUUGAAAGGUUUGUUGUUUGAGUCGUGCAUUGAAUAUUGCCAGCAACAAGCUACUAAAGAAGGCAGUGGUGAAAUUGAGGUGAAGGAUGUGUCAUUGUUACAGGAUAAUGGUUUCAGUGAUGCUGACCUGAGUUUGUUGUCAUGGUUACAAAGUGUUGCGCCAGAAGUAUUUUCUAUUCCAUUUGAACAAAAGAACUUAAAUCUUGACAUACGACCGCUAAUGAAACCUUCCCUUGAAGCUUCAUGGUCAGAACAAAUACUUGUCACACCAAUAAAACCAAAGAUGUUCCCACAUUCUGCUGUUCCAAACAUGCGUCCUAGGUCUGCUGAUAUCAUGUCAAGGUCAUUAAAUCCCCAGUUUGAUGGGUUGACUAGCGGAUUGUGGCAAGGGAGAAAUGUCAUGACAUCAUCAUUAAAUGCAAGAAACAUUUUAUCUCAGUCAGUUGUACCUGGAAGCUUGAUGUCACAAAGUUUGAGAAAAAAUCCAAUGGAAAUGUCAAUAUGUAAAUUAUUUGCAGAAGGUGAUAAACUUGACACAGAAGCAGCUGUCGGUGAAAAACUUGAACCUAAAAAGGUAGAAAUUGAGCCCCCAAGUCAGCCUGUCCAGAGACCUACACAAAUACAAAAUAUUCAAUCCACAGAUCAACCAAAUAGAUGUAAUACGCCACCAAGGAUGUCUACAAGCUUCCACAAUAAAGCACCAACAAACUCUGUCAGAUUGCAACAGUCACAGCCAUUUCAGCCACAACGUUCGCAGUCACCUUCACACAGUAUCACAGUUGAUAAUCGUUCAAGUGUCGACAAAAAUUCAGAGACUCAAGGAAGUCAAAAUGGAUCAGUGACAGUCAGAGAUUCAAGUUCUGAGCUUUAUAAAGAAUACCAGAAACAAAGACAGUUACUUCAGCAAAAAUUAGAAGAGCAAGAAAAGCAACGCGAGCUGUUUACAAAAGAACUGAAAGAAUUAGAAAAAAGGGAAAUGAGCCUGGAGGAUAACAAACUGAGGGAGACUGGAACGCCAAGAAGUGCUGUAGAGGUCAAGCAAAGAAGAGUUGCUCAAGAUGUUGUUACAAGUACUCCGAAACAGGAUGAUUUGCGUGCAAGCCCACCUAGUACAGACCCAGAAACCAGUCCUGAUAUUGGUGUCUCUUAUGAAGAGGGAGAAAAAGAUUUUGAAGAGUCAAAGUGUGGUUCCCCUCUCAAUAUAGCUCAGCAUAGACUGAAGCCAAAACUCCAGGAACUAGAGUUUACUCCUAUCAUGACUCCUUCAGAAUUAGAUAGAGCUGGGAUGUACAUGGAGCCACCAAGUUUCUUAGAUAACAACACUACAGAGAACUUUUCUGUAUCUGAUAUAGACAAUAAUAACCGACCAAUUCCUGUCCUUGAUCUUGACAAGAAUGUAGACAGUGAAGUCCAAACCAUUGAUGUCAUAAAUGAUGAAAAAAGCCCUUCAUUUGUAGGCUCACCAGUGAAAGCUGCAAAGAAAGUUGACAAAAAUGUCAGGAAAAGUAAACCAGCCAAUACCAGUUCCACAAAAACCACCUCAAAGGAUAUUGGAAGCAAAAGACCAUUAAGUAGGUCACAGUCCACAAGAAAUGGGACAAAACCCUCUGAUAUCAAAAGCAAGACCCUUCCAAGAUCUCACUCUGUACGACAAAAAUCAGAUGUUGCAAAGCCUGGUACCAGACCUGAUAGCACAGCUCAGAACAAAAGUCAGACUUUACCACGGCCUAAGAAAACUGAGCAAGGAAGCAAAUCACCUAGCAGGCCAAAUAAUAUAAAUCUUGCAGCUGGGCCAGGACCUAGAAAGAUGGGAAAGGCAGCAUUGAAACAGCAGAACCCAGGAGGUCAGGACAGUCGUAGUUUACAUAUGUCACAUUUAGACACCCCAAGCCCUGUUCACAGAUCAAAGAGAAGCUCAGCUGAUGGAAGAUCAAGAUUCAUACCAGUUACUACCCUUGAAGAUAUGCAAGCUAUUCGAACUGUGUCAUUUCACCCAUCUGGGGAAAUGUACAUGAUUGGUUCAAAUACAAAAACUCUGAGAGUGUGUGAAUUCCCAGACCUGAAUGAAUUGGUAGCUGAUCACAUGACUUACCCGACUAAGAUUCUAUGUCAGAAACACAAACAUCAUAAAGGGAGCAUAUACUGCUCUGCAUGGAGUCCCCUUGGAGAUUUGAUAGCUACUGGUUCCAAUGACAAGACCAUUAAAAUCAACAGAUUUAAUAUGGAUAGUUGUACAAUAGAUGGUCAGGACAUUGAGCUUUCAUUUCAUGACGGAACUGUGCGAGACCUUGUAUUUAUGCAGGAUAUUAGUAACAGGGCCUCCUUAUUAAUCAGUGGUGGCGCUGGAGAUAGUAAGAUUUAUGUCACAGAUUGUGAAAGUGCUAUGCCUAUCAGAGCCAUGGCUGGACAUUCAGGUGUUGUUUACUCACUACAUACCUGGGGCAGAUGUAUGUUUGUUAGUGGUGGCCAGGACAAGACUGCAAGAUUCUGGGAUCUGAGAGCCUCCACACCAAUUACUGUUGUACCUAGUCCAACUGGAAGCCCAUUUGCGUCAGUGUGUGUGGACCCAUCAGAGAGACUGCUAGCAUCAGGACAUGAGGAUGGUUCAGUGAUGUUGUAUGACAUACGUAGUGUACGAGCCCUACAGAGCUUCCGACCACACUCCGAGGAUUGUAGAUCUGCUAGAUUUUCUAUGAAUGCGUUCUACUUGCUGUCUGGAUCAUAUGACAGAAAUAUUGUACUUACAGAUCUACAUGGAGAUCUACUGAAACCUUUACCAAGUGUAAUAGUUGCUGAUCAUCAUGAUAAAGUUAUACAAUGUAGAUGGCAUCCUAACCAACUUGCAUUUGUCUCAACAAGUGCAGAUAAAACAGUUACAUGCUGGGCACUUCCUGUAUAGAAGACUGGCCACUUCCUGUUUAUCAUUGUUUCUCUUACAGUAUUUUACAAUAAGUUAACUGGAACUAGAUGUCAUUUUUACAUACACACAAUGUCUGUGUAGCAUACAAGCACUUGUUGAUUAUACUGUAAGCAUUUUUGAAUAAGAAAAUGGAUUUUUUUCUGAAAGUAAUGCAUAAGUAUAGUAUUAUUGUCACAUAAAUACUUGCUGUUAGUUUUCUUAAAUGCAGUAAAUGUGUUGACGAAAUUUUCAAUCUUACAGACAGUAGCUUCCUUUUAGUAGUUCUUUCAGUCAUUUCAUAUUAUCCAUUAAAUAAGUUCAAGUAAGAAAUAACAAAAGUUCUACAAUUGUAGUUAAUCAUCAGUG